UCGGACUAGAUGAGGAGGGGCCCGGUAGCCACCACUCGCUGAACAUCGACAGCCUUUGAUCCGGGUCGUGGUGUUUCAUUCACACGCCGAGGACACACCUGGGCCAUCGACAGUGUUACCAGACAGCUGCUGUGGGGGUGCUGGAGAUGACACUGAUGACCGGAGCGCGCACAGGGAAACGAGGGAUGGAACAGCCAACAGGGGACAUGUCCGAAGCCUUUGCAAAUGUAGAAGGUAAUAAUUCAUCAUUGAUCAAGAUGCCUUCAGCACCUGAGCCUACAGCAUUUAAAAAGGAACCACCCAAAGAGAAAGACUUUCAAAACCCAGGGCUCAGAGGGGUGCGCACAACGACCUUAUUUCGAGCUGUGAAUCCAGAGCUCUUCAUUAAACCUAACAAACCUGUAAUGGCUUUCGGAUUGGUAACCCUUUCGCUCUGCGUGGCCUAUAUUGGUUAUCUACAUGCAACACAAGAGAAUAAAAAGGACCUCUAUGAAGCUAUUGAUAGUGAGGGGCACAGUUAUAUGAGGAGGAGAACAUCCAAAUGGGAUUAAGAGUACUGGUUACUGCAGGUGGAGCUUAUUAAGGGCUCUGAAGUCUUCAGAUGACUUUAUGAGUGCACAGUGGCAUGUCUCUUGUUCUAGAAUUUGUUAAUGAGGAGAGAAGAGAGCACUUGCUACCAGACAACUGCAGUAAAGUUUGCCCUUUCACAGCCACAGCUGUCAUCCCAUUCUUCCACAGAAAGAGCUUUGUCAUAUUUUUAUUUUAUUAAGUCCUCUUAUAAAAGUGCCAUGAGAAUGGAAGUUGUUUAAUUAUUAAGUUCUGUAUAAUAAAAGUACUCAGUACUGUUAAA
Molecule: messenger RNA, 850 nt
Organism: Carlito syrichta (Philippine tarsier)
Lineage: Eukaryota; Metazoa; Chordata; Mammalia; Primates; Tarsiidae
Gene: SMIM8
Product: small integral membrane protein 8
Exons: 3
Coding region: 147-551 (134 amino acids)
Source: RefSeq, a predicted model, not a curated record